CUAACUAACGAUAUAUGGGUCGGUCAUAAAAAGCCGCUUUGAAAAAACAUGGUGAGGUAAUACUAUUACUCUGUCAACCCUAUCUUUCUCUUUCUUUUUCCAUUACCAUUCACUAGCCGUCCUUCAUACUCCAUAUUCCAUAUACUUCCAAGAUUCUUAUUCUUAAGUGGUCCUAUCAGGCGUUCGAGAAUUAGCCUCUGCAGUUGUCAGUUGUGUCAAUAUCUGUGUUAUUUGUAGAAGUUUUUCCGUUUACAAUACACCCGUCAUCUUUUUAAAUCUUUCUUGACUUUGGUCCUUACACUCUAACAAAGUGUACAAAAAAAUACAAAUAAGGGUUUGUUGUUUGGUUGAUUUUUGCCGUGUGGUUCUAUCUGACUCGAGGAUUUUGCGUGUGGACGAAUUUUAGUUUACACACAAAAAAAAAAAACUCUUGUCCCUCCCUUCUCUCUCUCUCUCUCUCUCUCCCCUUUUUAAAUAUCCCUCUAUUGCUACAACACACUUGCAAAGUGCAAAAACAAAAAUCACAAGAUUUUGUUAGUGUUUAUACACAAAAGAACACACAACUCUUUUCUCUGUCCCUAGUUGUGUCUUAUAUGCUAUUCACACACCAUGUGCCAGUUAUCAUCAUCAUCAUCAACCUCUGUCUCCACUUUCUGUGAAACCAAUAACAACCAAACAAAUAGUAUAUCCACAACCAAAAUCAAAACACACAAAAUCAAACCUGACAUGUUAUCACCAUUGAUCCCUAAAUCCCCAACAAUAUUCAAACAAGACCAACCAAAAAAAUCCCAUUUUUCUCUUGCUCUAAAUGAAGCCAAACACAUUGCAAACAUAGCAUUACCUAUGGUGUUAACAGGUUUAUUACUUUACUCUCGUUCCAUUAUUUCCAUGUUGUUUCUCGGUCGCGUUGGUGAACUCGCUUUAGCAGGCGGUUCACUUGCGAUCGGGUUUGCUAACAUCACCGGUUACUCUAUUCUUUCUGGUCUUGCUAUGGGAAUGGAACCUAUUUGUGGUCAAGCUUUUGGUGCUAAAAGAUUCAAACUUCUUGGUCUUACAAUGCAAAGAACAAUGAUUCUUCUUCUAUUAACUUCAAUUUUGAUUUCAUUCUUGUGGCUUAACAUGAAAAGAAUAUUGCUUUUCUGUGGUCAACAAGAAGAUAUAGCAAAUGUUGCACAAUCUUACAUUCUUUAUUCUCUUCCUGAUCUUGUAGCACAAUCAUUGCUACACCCUUUAAGAAUCUAUCUUCGAAGUCAAUCGAUAACGCUUCCUUUAACAUAUAGUGCUACUCUUUCUAUUCUUCUUCAUGUUCCUAUCAAUUAUUUUCUUGUGGAUUUUCUUCAAUUAGGAAUCAAAGGAAUUGCUUUAGGUUCCGUUUGGACGAAUUUCAACCUCGUUGUUUCGUUGAUUAUUUACAUUUGGGUUUCUGGAACACAUAAGAAAACAUGGAAUGGUUUUUCAUCUGCUUGUUUUAAAGGAUGGAAAUCGCUUUUGAAUUUGGCGAUUCCAAGCUGCAUUUCGGUUUGUCUCGAAUGGUGGUGGUAUGAAAUCAUGAUUUUGAUUUGUGGUUUAUUGAUUAAUCCACAAGCAACUGUUGCAUCAAUGGGUGUUUUGAUUCAAACAACUGCAUUGAUAUACAUUUUUCCAUCUUCUUUGAGUUUUGGUGUUUCAACAAGAGUUGGAAAUGAACUUGGUGCUGAAAAUCCACAAAAAGCAAAACUUGCAGCAAUAGUUGGACUCUGUUUCAGUUUUGUUUUAGGUUUCUCUGCUUUGUUCUUUGCGAUUUCAGUUCGAAACAUUUGGGCUUCAAUGUUCACAAGUGAUCCUCAAAUCAUUGCUUUAACUUCAAUGGUGUUACCUAUCAUAGGACUUUGUGAGCUUGGAAAUUGUCCGCAAACAACGGUUUGUGGUGUAUUGAGGGGAACCGCGAGGCCUAAAUUAGGCGCAAAUAUAAAUUUAGGUUGUUUUUAUCUGGUGGGAAUGCCGGUCGCAGUUUGGUUGAGUUUCUUUGCUGGAUUUGAUUUCAAAGGUUUAUGGUUUGGUCUUUUGGCUGCUCAAGGUUCAUGUAUGGUGACAAUGUUGUUUGUUUUGCUUCGGACAAAUUGGGAAAAUCAAGUAGAAAGAGCUAAGGAGUUAACAUCAUCAGAUUCAAGUGAAGAAGAACAAGAAGAAGAGAAAGGGUUGGUGAGUUCAUCUUGUGACACAAAAGAGUCUUCUGAUUCAUUAGUUUGAUUGAGGAUUAAUUUUUUUUUUCUUUUAAAUAUUUUAUUACAUUGAGGAUUUAUUUUUAAAUGAUGAUCAAAUUCAUUCUUUCUAGAUUUUUUUUACCAUUUUUUCUUAAUUGUAAGCUAAUUGAGGAUUGAGGAGAAGUUAAUGAGGAAUAGAUUUGAGGUUACAAGGAUUAACCUAAAGAUUUGAACAUGUAUGUAUGCUUGAGUGAGGAGUGAAAAUUAACCAACUUCAGAGAUUUUUGGCUUAUCUCAUGGCUGAACUCUGGAUUAUUAGGUCUUCAAAUCUCCUUUCUUCUGGGAAUCUGAGGGACCAUAUUGAAAUCUUUGCAAUCAACACCCUAUACAUUUUGAUUAUUGAAAA
Trifolium pratense (red clover) is the source of this 2589-nucleotide messenger RNA. RefSeq names its product protein DETOXIFICATION 49. The record is from RefSeq and is a predicted model, not a curated record. The coding region runs from base 610 to 2229 and encodes 539 amino acids. The transcript has a single exon. Gene Ontology annotation, biological process: xenobiotic detoxification by transmembrane export across the plasma membrane. Gene Ontology annotation, cellular component: membrane. NCBI's taxonomy places the organism in Eukaryota, Viridiplantae, Streptophyta, Magnoliopsida, Fabales, Fabaceae. Gene Ontology annotation, molecular function: xenobiotic transmembrane transporter activity; antiporter activity.